Diorhabda sublineata is the source of this 2148-nucleotide messenger RNA. It is a transcript of the gene snky, whose product is annotated as protein sneaky. The transcript has 6 exons. Bases 1 to 2148 code for a protein of 715 amino acids. Gene Ontology annotation, cellular component: membrane. The record is from RefSeq and is a predicted model, not a curated record. Lineage: Eukaryota; Metazoa; Arthropoda; Insecta; Coleoptera; Chrysomelidae.
AUGGCAAGAGAAAAGUUUUGUAAAGCAACAGAGAAAUUCUUGAAACGCAUCCCCUUUUUCAGUAGCCUAUUUUGUAGUGGAAAGUAUGAACAUGUUGCUGUUAAGAAACUGUUCGGAUUUUUCUUCGGACUAUUUUUGGGAUUUUCGUUUUACAAAUUUAUUUUAGUGGAUUUAGAUUUUACAGAAGAUGCAGCUAUUAUUGUAGGAAGUAUUAUAUGUCUUAUGAUGGCUUUUGGAUAUGCGUUCUCAUCUCAAAUUAGAUGCAUAACAUGUCUUACAUUUCCAAUUUUUGGAGGAAAAGUUGGAAGAGGAGUUUUGAAAGCUUUAGUCAUAGCUUUCGUUUUAUCAGGUCCAGUAGAGAACGUUGCUAAAAAUGGUAGAGAAGUAGUACGCGUGUUCGCUUGUACGGCUGCAUUAACUUACAAUAUGACAAAAACCCGGUUUGAAUUGAUGUUUAAGCCUUUCACACAAGCUAUUUUUGGUAUGAAGACCGAUAUGAACGAAGUAAAAGAUACUUUGAGAUCAAUUAAAGACGUAUCCGCUCCAAUCACCGGAGAAAUUGAAGAUGAAAGAGAAAUGAAAAAGAUGAAGGAGGAAAACGAUUAUUUAGAUUUGAAGAUGGGAGAUACAAAAAGAUCACAGCUCGAAGAAGAUAAAUAUAAAACUAAAGGGGAACAAGUUGAGGCAGAUCGCUACGAAAAAUUAUAUAUGGAAAAAAUUGAGGUACGAUGUGAAAAUCAAUUUACGAAAGCUGCUAAUAGAUGUCGUAAAAUGUUCGCUAAUGGUUAUAAUGCUUGUUAUGAUACUGUCACAUGGUUAGCGGCUUGGUUGUUAUGUUGGCCUAUGAAAUUGGACUUUAUUUGUAACAUUGCUGAAUCUUUAGGUGGAAAUAAAAGAUGCGAUCCACAGAAAGACAUGGACCCUGGCUUUGGAGAAGGAUAUUCGUAUUUAAAACAUUCGAGGUCGUUUCUAUCAAAAAAUUUCAAAGAUGUAAAACUUCAGUAUAAAUUGAGCCCGGUUAAGGCUUUAACAGAUAUAAGAAAUGCUCGAGAUACUGCGAAAUCAAUUUGGCAUGAAGUGAAUAGGAAAAAAAUGUUACUAUUCCAAAUUUUGACUAUAAUCAAAAGACUUCUAGCUUUCAUAUUUUUGAAAAUUUUAUUAGAAUCACAAAAUUAUCACGAUAAAUAUUUACGAGAUAUAGAAUUUGAUAAUUUCUACAUAACUAGAUACUUUAGAAAAAUAGAUGCUCGUAGAAAACAGCAGGAAAAGUAUACUUUGCUACCUUUGAAGAAAAUAGAAACCAAAAAAUUAGUAGAUCCUUCAACUUUUACUCCUUUGAAAAGUGAGAGAGCUCAUAUUAAGACUGAAGCCAUUUUAAUGUUGUUAGAAAUGUUGACCAUCACUAUUUUGGUUUUACUGGAUAGACUUUUUUACGAGGCUCUAGAUAUAAUAAGAAGACAUGCCAGAAUAGAUUAUCUUCAAACUGGUCAUCAUGAUCUCACGAUAGACGUGAAAGGUACAGGAAUGAUAGCAUCUCUACUGAGAUCUUUAGUUAAAGGUUUCAAUAUCAAAAAACGUAUACGAAUCGAAAGAACAAACGAAAAAUGUUUGCCUAGACCGAAUCUACUUUUAAGUUAUUAUUUAUAUAAAAUUUAUGGCACUUAUUUUGCUGUGCUUGUCGCGAUGUUUUUACAAGCUUAUUGCUUGAGAUUUAGAAGAGUUAUUUGUUCAUAUUUUUAUAGAAAAAGGGAAAAGAAGAGAGUUCUAUAUUUAUACAACGAAACUUUAAAAAGAAGAAAAGGGUUUUUCAGAUUUAUGCGAAAAAAAGUAAGAAGAAUGGUGCGUGAAAAUAGGCUUAAAGAAGAUUUUACCGGCAUUCACAUUCUAAGAAUAAAACAUCCAAAAGCCUGUGAUUGGCUUAGAAUAUUUCCUUUUGCUAGAAGAAAGUGUUUAAUAUGUGAAGACCCUGAACCUAGGAGAGCGAAUCAAGAAAACGAUUUUAUCGAAUGUCCUAACGAUUUUUGUCAUUUUAUUUAUUGCCAGGAGUGCUGGUCUGAUAUGGGAAAUGUCUGUUUAGCCUGUCAGACAGAGACCGAAGAAACUACUAGUGGUUUCGACGAUGAUUCUGAAGAUGACACUGAUUUUUAA